This is a messenger RNA of Auxenochlorella protothecoides, 1608 nucleotides long. RefSeq names its product SGT1-like protein A. Gene Ontology annotation, biological process: protein stabilization. The record is from RefSeq and is a predicted model, not a curated record. NCBI's taxonomy places the organism in Eukaryota, Viridiplantae, Chlorophyta, Trebouxiophyceae, Chlorellales, Chlorellaceae. The transcript is spliced from 10 exons. Gene Ontology annotation, molecular function: protein-folding chaperone binding. Bases 1 to 1608 code for a protein of 535 amino acids. Gene Ontology annotation, cellular component: nucleus; cytoplasm.
AUGUCAGCCAUCCGUUUGAACCCCUUGGAGGUUGUGACACCACGCUCCACAGAGAUCAUUGUGGCCGUGGAGUGCCUCAAGGCGGGCCAGAAAGCUUGUACGGCAGACAGCAGUGGCAACAUUGGUACUGGCAACAAGGGCAAGAACAAGUUUGGCACCAAGAACGCCGGGGAUGACAAUAUCGGCAACUCCAAUGUGGGCAUGGCCAACUGGGAAAGCAACAAUAAGGGCACGAGCAAUUGCUGCUUUGACAAGACUGGUGAUCGCAAGAUAAUCAACGACUGCAGCCUGCUCGAGUUGCUCAACACUGGGGCCCCUCACUGGGAGCAUUGGCUAGCCAGUAAGAAGUUCACAUUCUCGGUGACGGCUGGGAUCGUCUCUCCAGACACCAUCAACUACGCGUUUUUCAAAACAGAUGGUACCCCGAUCUACAUGGGUUCCACUCUUUACAGUAGCGACCCGACCAGUUGGGAGGAGGAGCUGGAGAAUGACGCUGCAGCAUGGGCAUCCUUUGCCCAACUCAUCGAGGGCAGCCAUUCCCAGGAUCCUAUCCUCCUGGCAGAUCGGGCCAACGUGCAGUACAGGCUAAAGAACAUUGAGAAGGCCCUGGGGGAUGCGGCCUCGGCACUGGAGCUGGACCCCCGCCAGGUUCUGGCGCUCCACGUGAAAGGGCAGGCCCUUUUUGCGGAGGGUGACUUUUGCGCGGCGUUGCAAGCCUUUGAGCAGCUGGUGGUCCUAGAGCCUGCCAAGAGGGUGUACAAACAGUGGGUGGGAAUGUGCCGCGUCCGAUUGGGAGAGAAAAUUGCGCCCACCGAGGACAGCGAGGCCUUCUCCCUGGGGAAAGCACCCCAGGCCGUGCAGUCCCACCCCGUCAGCUCGCCAUCCAAGCCCAAGGCCGCCACCAUUGACGACGCCGAGUACGGCAAGUACUGGCAAACCAGCGCCGCGCCUGGGGGCACCGGCGGGGGUGGUGGAGCAGGGUUCUCAGAGCCCCAGCCCACCUACCGCCACCAGUGGUUCCAGACGGCCGAGAAGGUGGAGGUCGGCGUGCUUGCCAAGGGGCUCAAGGCCGAGCAGGUGGAGGUUGACAUCGCCGAGCGCCGGCUGCGUGUCCAGAUCCGGGACGUCUCUGGAAAGCAGGACUAUAACCUGGAUGUGCGGCUGGCGGGCCAGGUGGCGGCCUCCCAGUCGAGCUGGAGCGUGCUGGGAUCGAAGGUGGAGGUGGUGCUGGCCAAGGCCCACGCCCAGCAGUGGCCCCACCUCGCAGAGAGGCCACUUGCCGGCGGCGGGCCUGGCGUGGAUGAGAUGGGGACCAUUGCCGAUGCGUCCCUGGCCGCCCAGGAGGGUGCGGCCCCAGUCUAUCCCUAUGCUGGGAAGAAGGUGGACUGGGAUGCUGUGGAAGCAGCCGUGAAGGCUGAAGAGAAGCAGGAGCAGCCGGAAGGCGAUGCGGGGGUCAUGAAGUUCUUCCAGGAGCUCUACCAGAAUGGCGACGAAGACUUCCAACGAGCCAUGAUGAAGUCCUACGUCGAGUCAGGGGGCGUCGAGCUGUCCACCAACUGGAAGGAGGUGGCCAAGAAAGACUUCAAGGCCUCCAGGGCGAAACGCUGA